GGUGUAAACAUUGUGCUAACGUGAUCAUAAAUAGUGAAAAAAUUACUACCUGCAAAAUUUUAAAAGAAUAUAACUUAACCUUACAAAAAAUCCAUUAAAUUUCCAAGCAAGUUUCUAAAAAAUAAAUAAAAAAUUAUUUUUCGGAGAUGGACGAACAGGAGAGCGAAAAGCCUUUCGCCAUAGAAAAGGCCAAGACCGGUCGCGCCAAGUGCAAAAAAUGCAAGCUCCCAAUCGACAAAGACACCGUGAGAAUCGCGAAGCUGAUGGCGAACCCUUUCGGAGAAGGAAAAAUGAAGGCUUGGCACCACGUUACUUGUCUGUUCGAAGUAUUUGCAAAGCAGCGGGCCACUACAAGAAGACUCGAAGAUCCAGAAGAGGAUGUCGACGGUUGGGACCAUCUCGAAGAAGAAGAUAAAAAAAUAGUUAUCGAACAUUUGGAAGAGUUUGAUAAAAAUGCGCCUUUUAAAAAGAAAAGGUCUUCUAGUCCGCCAAAAAACCCACCAGCCAAGAAACGAAAAUCUUCACCUCCACCAGCUGCAAAAGAAACACCAGAAAAUUCGAGCCCAAAAAAUCAAGACUCGAUUAAAAACACUACGACUGAAUAUGAUAAGAAAAGUGAAAAUCGGGAUAACGCUUUUCGCGAGUUCCGACGGGUUUGUGCGAACAUAGCAAAUGCAAGUGCGUACACCGAAAAAACAGCGAUUGUUAAAAAAAUGUUUUCUGAUGGCGCCAAGGGCAAUGGCUUCAAAGGUGACGUCGUUCUAUGGUGCAAAAUGCUCCUUCCUAUGGCGAACAAGAAAAUCUACAACCUCCAGAGCAAAGCGCUGAUAAAACUCUUCGCCAGGAUCUUACAAGAAGAUGAGCAAGAUAUGUUGGAAGAUUUGGAACAGGGUGACGUCGCGGAAACUAUCCAAAAAUUCUUUGAUAAAAAUGACGUCGUAAAAGCCAAUGCUAAAAGUCUUCUCAGUUUACAGGAGGUCGAGGAGUUCCUAAGCCACCUUUCUGAUUUGACAAAAGAAGAUGACCAAAUAUCACACUUUAAAUCCAUCUUGCCAAAAUGCACUCCUAAUGACUUGAAAAUGAUAAUAAGGCUUAUCAAGCGCGAUUUGCGAAUCAAUUGUGGACCCAAACAUAUUUUGGAAGCGGUCGGCUCGGAAGCCUAUAAAGCUUAUCAAGUUUCUAAUGAUUUAGAAGCUGUAGUCAGGAGAUUCGUAGACAAAACAGGGAGCAAAAAUUUAACAGAGUCCAGUUCUGUGAAGAGUAAAGUUUCGUUAGCUUUGAUGACUCCUGUUUUGCCGAUGUUGGCAGAAGCUUGUACCUCAGUAGAAAUGGCGAUGAAAAAAUGUCCAAACGGAAUGCUGUCUGAAAUAAAGUACGACGGAGAAAGAGUUCAAGUCCACAAACGUGGAACCGAAUUCCGUUAUUUCAGUAGAUCACUAAAACCAGUUUUACCUCACAAGGUCAAUCACUUCAAAGAGUACAUACCCAAGGCCUUUCCGGACGGCGAUGACUUAAUUUUGGACUGCGAAAUACUGAUGAUAGACACAAAAACGGGGCAGCCAUUACCGUUUGGUACGUUGGGAGUCCACAAGAAAGCUGAGUUUAAGGAUGCAAAUGUUUGCAUAUUCAUCUUCGAUUGCAUUUAUUACAACGGUGAAGUGCUGAUGAAUAAGACAAUGAAGGAGAGACGGAAAAUUUUGACGCUGAGAAUGACAACAAUACCGAACCGAGUUAUGCUUUCAGAAGUUCAACAAGUUCAUGAUCCGAAAGACUUGGCAGAAAUGAUUGCAAAGGUCCUAAAAAUGGGAUUAGAAGGAUUGGUUCUCAAGGAUAUAAAUAGUUUGUACGAACCAGCGAAGCGACAUUGGCUGAAGAUAAAAAAGGACUAUUUGCUGGGAGGAGCAAUGGCCGAUAGCGCAGAUCUCGUCGUUCUUGGUGCUUGGUACGGAACAGGGAAUAAGGGCGGAAUGAAAUCUAUUUUUCUCAUGGGUUGCUAUGAUGAGGACCGCGAUAAGUGGCUGACAGUAACCAAAGUCCAUUCGGGACACGAUGAUGAUACUUUAGCCAAACUGCAGGAUCAGUUGGAAAUGGAUAAGAUUGGAAAAGACCCUAAUUUGGUUCCCGGUUGGUUACUAGCUAACAAGCCCAUGAUUCCUGAUUUUGUUGCCAAGGAUCCUAAGAAACAACCUGUUUGGGAAAUAACAGGAGCGGAAUUUACAAACCAAGGUGUCCAUACUGCUGACGGUAUAAGUAUCAGAUUUCCUCGAGUAACUCGAAUACGUGACGACAAGGACUGGAAAACGGCGACUUCUCUGAAGGAAUUGAAGAAACUUUUCGAAAAAAGCUCGGAUUCGAUCGAUGUCUCUUUGUUGUUGGGUAAACCUUCGACCAGUGGGCGAGGGACUGGCGACAAAGGAGGAAACGAAGAUGUAGACGAUAAUAACAAAGUUGAUGAGGAUAAUGUGACAAUAAAAGAACAGGACUCGACAAAUAGCGAUGAUGGUGAUAACGAUAAUGAUAAUGAUGAUGAAGAAAAAAGUAACAUCGCUAUAAAAUUGAAAGCUACUGGUCAAGACCGAAAACAAGAUAAUAAAACUAAUAAGAGAAAACGCCCAGCUGAUGUUGAGGAGGGACAAGAUAGUGAUAAGGAGUCUGAUAAUUAUACGAGUGGAUGCAGCUCUACUGGAAGCUCUUCAAAGGCCGGGAUAAAGGAAUCCAAAUCUAAAAAAAAAUACCCUGAGGAUGCCAAAGAACGAUUGUCCGAGGAGUGUCACUCACCGACACCAAACGGAAUUUUAAAAGAUACUUAUAUUGUCCUGAGCAAUGACCUCAGUGAUGAUAGGCAAAAGGUCUUGUCACGAAGCUUGAUUACCUUGGGCGCAACAGUUCGCAAGGAAAGUAGUUUUGACGCAAAACAAGCAACUCACAUUAUUCACAGAAAAACCGAAAUAUCUGAAGAAGAACUGCGGAGAUUCAAAACAGUAUCUGCGCGACAUAUUACCGAGUCCUGGGUAGAAUCAACGGCGGCAACCUCAGUAAGGCAAGAAGAAAUUAAGCACGCUGUUAAUCUACGUGGAAGUUAUUGUCAGUGUAAAUGCCCGCACCGUAAAGAAGAUUAAAUUUAUUGCCAGUAACUAUAACUAUAACAUUAUUUAUUAUGCAAUAAAUAAUAAAUAAUAAUAAGUAAUGUUUUAAAAAUAAUUACCAAGUAACUUUAUACGGCAAUUAAAUAACAGGCGUCAAUUAUUAAGCGUUAUCAACGCGCCUGACUUUUGUAACUUUGUUUUAUCUGUAUUGAUUUUGUUCGAGCGCAAUAAGUACGAAUUUUAAAUAUUUAUUUAUUAUUGUAUUGCGAAAUCAUGUUCUCGAGUUUUGAACGGUAAUUCAGUAAGUGUAUCAUGUAUCAAUCUUAAAUUUUAUAUAGACUAAUGAAUUUAUACAAAAUAAAUAACAAUUUAAUCGAAUAAAAACAUACGUGUCGAUGUACCAUGUUUUCUUGUAUGACAGCGGAAAAAGCUGCCGGUACCCGUAGAGUUAAAAUAACUCAAUCAUUUUUUCCGAUACAAAAGAUAAUUAAUUGUACACUUCUCGAUUUAUACUUUUAUUUUUUUUUUUCCUGAUAAUUAUAAACGUGAACUAUUAUAUAAACAAUAAUUUAUAA
Messenger RNA from Cotesia glomerata, 3661 nucleotides. RefSeq names its product DNA ligase 3 (gene DNAlig3). Gene Ontology annotation, biological process: DNA recombination; mitochondrial DNA repair; DNA biosynthetic process. The record is from RefSeq and is a predicted model, not a curated record. Lineage: Eukaryota; Metazoa; Arthropoda; Insecta; Hymenoptera; Braconidae. Bases 147 to 3119 code for a protein of 990 amino acids. Gene Ontology annotation, cellular component: DNA ligase III-XRCC1 complex. The transcript is spliced from 18 exons. Gene Ontology annotation, molecular function: zinc ion binding; DNA ligase (ATP) activity; ATP binding.